UGAUUUGGAACACAGCCCCGGUCUCUGCCUAUAGGGUGCGGCCUCUGUUUAUUUCCGCAUGUCCGUUUUAAUGUUCCCGCAGUUUCCUACACAGCGAGAUUAAAGAAGCGUCUCUGAGCUCAGGAGGAACCAUGGACUUCGACUUGGGUGCAGCUGUAGAUAAGGACAGCGUGAAGAAGAGCGAGGCGAACGAGGUCGAGGGAAUCUUUGGAUUUGGAAAGAAGGACAAAGACAAGGACAAGGACAAAUGUAAAAAUAAGGAAGGAUGUAAAGACAAGGACAAGGAGAAAUGCAAAGAGCACAAGAAAUCGAAAGAACACAAAAAAGACAAAGAGCACAAGAAGUCUAAAGAGCACAAGAAGCAUAAAGAGCACAAGGGAAAACAUGGCUCUUCAUCCUCAUCCUCCAGCGAUGAUGAUUAGGAAAACAACUUGGCUGAAGAAGAAUUUUUUCUCCACAGAAGAAUCCUUUACUCCUCAUACAAUAAUUCCUGAUUUAAAACUGUUUAGAAUUACAGUGCUGUACUCUAACUAAAAAACAAUAAAUACAUGUAAAAUA
Molecule: messenger RNA, 558 nt
Organism: Hemibagrus wyckioides
Lineage: Eukaryota; Metazoa; Chordata; Actinopteri; Siluriformes; Bagridae
Product: splicing regulatory glutamine/lysine-rich protein 1-like
Exons: 4
Coding region: 132-422 (96 amino acids)
Source: RefSeq, a predicted model, not a curated record